This is a messenger RNA of Oncorhynchus nerka (sockeye salmon), 2922 nucleotides long. Its product is annotated as heparan sulfate glucosamine 3-O-sulfotransferase 6-like. The record is from RefSeq and is a predicted model, not a curated record. Bases 373 to 1560 code for a protein of 395 amino acids. The transcript has 2 exons. Gene Ontology annotation, molecular function: [heparan sulfate]-glucosamine 3-sulfotransferase activity. Lineage: Eukaryota; Metazoa; Chordata; Actinopteri; Salmoniformes; Salmonidae.
UCAGCAAUCUUUGAAGGAGAGGGGAAACCGUGCAUGAGAGAUCACCAGAGCUGACUUGAGCGCACAGCAAGGCAGUGGGAUCAUUACUCAAUGAAAAUUGAAGUAUUGAGCCAUGCAGAAUGACAAAUGCUUGUUUAAAAAGGUUAAAGACUCGUUUUCUGUCUUGUGUAAUGAUGCGUGACAACGGUAUGAGGAUAACCUUGAUAAGUUCGACGACAAUGCUCCAAUUUUGGGGUGUUAUGAUUAUGAAACUGCUACACUUUUCAGCAUUCAGGAAAUAGGUUUAUAGAGAACAGUUAGGCUACUCAACGUAAGGAAAAGUAGUAUGCUGACAACAUUUUGCUCCUUGCUCACCGAACAGGACAGCGACUCAUGGGAUGUAGUGUGGGCUGUAGAACAAGGCUCAACUUUGGAAAGGCGCUGUCCAAAGUAUCCGUGUGUUUUACCAUGGUCGUGAUUUUCACCUAUUUCUUUUACUGUUUUACCGGAUUAUGUGACUCCGCGCCGAGACAGAUGUUCGACCAUCACACUGUAAACAGAGACUAUGAUAUAUCGGACCGUACGUACGAUAACCUGCGACCGUCAGCUCGACUCUAUCCUCACCAGCCGGGCGCACCGACUCCCUGGAACAGGACAGACACUUCAACGGGCGCCGCGCUCCACCGUGCAGACGAACAGGUCGCCAAGCUACAGUGGGUUGAAGGCGGACUGCUCCCACAAGUGAUACCGGAGAGCACCAAGGAAAAUCUAGCUGCUAACGGCAUCCCGGUGUCCAACACAUUUGAGAGUAAGAAGUUCCCACAAGCCAUCAUAAUCGGUGUGAAGAAAGGCGGAACGCGCGCUCUGCUGGAGUUCCUACGGAUUCAUCCUGACGUGAGAGCUGUCGGGGCAGAACCUCACUUUUUCGACAGGUUAUACGAGAAAGGACUUGAGUGGUACAGGAACCUGAUGCCUCGGACCCUAGAAGGUCAGAUCACCAUGGAGAAGACGCCCAGCUACUUUGUGACCAAGGAGGCUCCUCGUCGCCUCUGCACCAUGAACUGCCACACCAAGCUCGUUGUAGUCGUCCGCGACCCCGUGACCCGGGCAAUCUCCGACUAUACCCAGACGCUGUCCAAACAACCCGGCCUCCCCUCUUUCCAGAGCCUGGCCCUCAAGAAUACCUCUACGGGAUUGGUCGACACCUCGUGGAGCGCCGUGCGCAUCGGCCUGUACGCCAAGCACCUGGAGAACUGGCUCCAGCACUUCCCCUUAUCUCACUUCCUGUUCGUCAGCGGCGAGCGGCUGGUGUCCGACCCGGCGGGGGAGAUGGGCCGGGUGCAGGACUUCCUGGGUCUGAAGAGGGUGGUGAGCGACAAGCACUUUUACUUCAACCAGACUAAGGGAUUCCCCUGUCUGAAGAAGCCAGAGGGAAGCAGCAGGCCCCGGUGUCUGGGGAAGUCCAAAGGAAGGCCUCAUCCACAGAUCUCACCAGAGGUACUGCAGAGGCUCAGGGACUUCUACAGGCCAUUCAACCUCAGGUUCUACCGGAUGACUGGACAAGACUUUGGAUGGGACUGAGCCGUCCACCAAUGUUACAUGGAAAUCAAGCUAAAGGAUGAAAAUGAUUACUUUAAAACAUGUGUAGAGGAUACUGCUUUCAUCAAGACAGGAAACACAAGACUGACAUUACAUUUGUCAAUGAGGGAACAGGGGUUCUAGGUUACCACUUUGACUUGUGACAUGGUAUGCAUUAUACAAAAAUGUUGGCAUUUUUUGGUAUUUUAUGGAACAAUGAUAUAAAGCUGUCGUUUAUAGUUUCAGUUACAGUAUGUGUAUGUUGCUACAUGUAAGAAUAAUGUAAGAACUCAUUGUUUUGCCAGUGUAAAGUACAUGAACCAGGAGAUCAUGAUACAUGUCACACCGUAAGUAGACCAAAGGACGUUGAUGACUUGAUACCUCUGUAUGAGGAGACUCAUGUUACAAUGGAUUAUACAAAGGAUUUAUAACCAACCUGUUUCUGACCAGCGUGUGUGUGUGUGUGUGUGUGUGUGUGUGUGUGUGUGUGUGUGUGUGUGUGUGUGUGUGUGUGUGUGUGUGUGUGUGUGUGUGUGCAUGCUUAAGAUACCGUAAGAAAAGUGUAUUUAUUGCAAUAAGUGUACGUAGCUUUAAUUAUUCUUGUGAUCACCUAACUAAGCAACAAAACAUUUCUUUAUCAGGGUUGACAAUCCUUUUCUUUUGACUUUUGACUUGUGUUUUCAAUGGUACUGUAGAUCUAAAAACCAAAUGUGUAACUAUCUAUCAUUAUCUGUCAAGUCAAUCUAAUACCUUACCCUGUUUACAGCAUUUCCAUUGGGACAGUAUUCCAUUGGGACAGUAUUCCAUUGGGACAGCAUUUCCAUUGGGACAGUAUUACAUUGGGACAGUAUUCCAUUGGGACAGCAUUUCCAUUGGGACAGUAUUACAUUGGAUGAUGAACCUCUAUUAUAAAGACUUUGUACACAUAAUCCUUUUUCUUCUCCUUGGGUAAAGAGCUAAUUAUGAUGUGAUACUUAUUUCACCUUUUAACGCAAAGUUAUUUAAGCCUCAUUUAAAAUGAUGCUCUUACUUGCAAACCUUUGAUGCAUCCAACAAUGAUACCUCACUUAGGGUACAGAAACACCAUUUUUCAACCAAAACAGAUUUGUAUGUAUAGUUUGCCCUUCAAUGAUGAAAUGCAAUGUACAAUGAGUAUCAUUAUCUUGACGUUACCAGUUCACUUAACUCUACCAGGUCAUUUGUAAAUGUCAUGCUUAAAGAUUAUGUUUGUCAAAGUUUAUUUCCUUUCAAUUCAUAUUACUCUGUAAAAAUGUUCUAUUAAACCAUACUGAAGUUUACAACACUAUUGUACAUACUGAAAUGAGAAUAUGUUGAGAUGUUUAGUAAAGCUUCAUUUGAAAUGAA